Fraxinus pennsylvanica is the source of this 1440-nucleotide messenger RNA. NCBI's taxonomy places the organism in Eukaryota, Viridiplantae, Streptophyta, Magnoliopsida, Lamiales, Oleaceae. The record is from the annotation of a GenBank genome assembly.
AUGCUCAAAGGUUUUUAUCCAAUUCUUGAGGUGCACGCAGAAGAUCAACCCUUCGGAUUCUUCAAACGCUUCUCGUGUGAUAUAGAAAUCGAAAACUGGAGGAAGAAGAGGAGGGGUGAGCAUGGCUACUGUAUCAGCAGCAUCGUCGCUGCCGCCGUUUCUGAACAAGACCUGAACACUUAUGGGUUCAAAAAAGUUCACCCAGACCGCUGGGAAUUUGCAAACGAGGGUUUUCUCAGAGGUCACAAGCACCUGCUGAAGAGCAUAAGCAGGCGAAAACCUUCCCAUGCACAGGACCACGAACAACCCUCUCAAGUUCAGAGUUCAUCUGAUGGAUCUUCCAUUGAAGCUGGAAAGUUUGGGAUAGAGGAAGAGGUUGAAAAGCUGAAAAGAGAUAAGAAUGUUCUUGGGCAGGAGCUUGUCAGGUUGAGGCAACAACAGCAAUCAACCGAUCUCCAGUUUCAAACUGUAGGGCAACGUGUUCAUGUUAUGGAGCAACACCAGCAACAAAUGAUGUCCUUCCUUGCAAAAGCAAUGCAAAAUCCUGGCUUCAUAGCCCAGCUGUUUCAUCAGCCGAAUGAAAGUAAGAUGCAUAAAUCUGGUGGGAAUAAGAAAAGGAGAUUCCCCAAUCAGGAGGAAGAAAAUUUAACACGUAAAUUAGGUAUUGCGUCACCUGAUGGACAGAUUGUCAAGUACCAGCCUCUGAUGAAUGAAGCGGCAAAGGCAAUGCUGCAGCAAAUCCUAAAAAUGAGUGCAUCUGGUAGGAUUGAAUCCAAAUUUAGCAACAUAAAUGGUUUCUUGAUGGAUAACAUGCAUCCUCCAUCCAAUGUAUUAGACAACAGUAGUUCCCCUAAUCGAAUGUCUGGAGUUACUCUCUCAGAGGUUUUACCGUCUUCUUCACAGUCUCUAAUGGCAGCAGAUUCAGUAUUUCCAUUCAACCGUCCUUCAUCUGCCUUAUCCAAGAUCCAUUCCUCCUCUAGUUUGGUGAAUGGGAAGGCUCAAGGCACUCUGCUUCCUGAAAUUGACGUGGCAUUGCCAGAAUUUUCUCAAGUGAAUCCAGAAAAGAAUGUUAAUCUGCCUGACACGCCUUUUGAUGGAACCGGGUCUGAAGAGAUGGAAUACAUGGAUGCAAUGCCAGGUUCUGUCGAUGGCCCUAUGCCAGUUGCAUCAGAUGGAUUUUCAUCAGAUCCCGAUGUUGAUGUCUUGGUAGACGAGAUUCCUAAGCUUCCAGGCAUAAAUGAUGUAUUCUGGGAGCAAUUUCUCUCAUCAAGUCCUGUAACCGGGGAUAUGGAUAAGACAGAUUCUAGCGCAUUUGGAGGUGGUAUAGGAAAGGAGGAGGACCAGCAGACUGCGAAAGAAGGUGAAUGGGAUAAAAUGAAGAAUAUGAGUAAUCUUACUGUGGAGAUGGGACUUCUUGCGUCGGCGUCGAAGAGUGGAUGA